CACCACUCAUCCGGGCCACUGGUGGGCGCUGUGCAACCGACAGUCGAUCAAGUGUCAACAAGACAACAGCCGGUGGCAGGAGGACGCCAGCCUGCGACCGGAGGAGGCUCUGGUGGUGGAGAACGCCAUCCGACUGGCGAUCGACUCGGUGGUCAAUGUGCUGUAUGGCGUCAACAGCAGCCAUAGUCGCGAGUACCAGCGGAUGGUGGCCGACAGGGACAAAGAGAUUGCGAGGCUGCAGCGGGAGGUGCAAGCGUUGCGCCGGCGGGGAUGUGCUUCGUGCAGGGCGCUCGACCGGGGUACCCCCGACCGGUCCCCGGACUCCGGGAAACACAGGGACGACGGCGGCGGAGGCGGCAUUGACGCCGGUCAGCAGCAGCAACAGUGUGAAUUCAGUUUCUCCUCGGGUCUCUUUGACAGCCAUCCACCCAACAUCCCCUCCUUGGGACUCCCCUCACCCCCCCACAGGCAAGCGGAUCCAGCUGGCACUUUCGAGGCGGGCAGCAUCACCGUCAAAGAGGAGCCGUGCAACAUGGAUGCCAUCCUCGUCAAAUGGGAGCUGAGCGAGGAGAGGUUGCGGGAGCAGCCGGAGCAAACCGCCAGUUCUUGUUGGGACUCAGAAUUGGAGCUCAGAGAAGUCAUGACCUGCGACGAAGCAGACGGACUGGGGCAUGUGGCAGAGGCGGAGCAACAGAGGAACAAGAAAAAGCGAGUCCCCACGGCGGAGUUGCCCGAGGAGGCCCAGCAGCAGAAGCGUGCCGCCUGGCGAGCCGCCUCCCGACGCUACUACGCCCGCAAGGUGGCUCGCCAGCAGGCCGGCCCCCCGUCACGCUCCGCCCAAUUACACCAUGUGCCGCCCAGCUCCCAAUACGCCGCCUCGCCCUGCGGCCCUUUGGCCGCUGGUAACAGGAAGCGGGCGCACAUUUCCGCAUUGCCUCACGACUCGCAGGCGCAGCAGAGGGAGGCCUGGCGAGCCUCCUCCAGGAGGUACUACGCCAGGAAAAUGGCACAACAGCACCACCAGAACGGACCCCCGGAGUACCGCCACGCUGAUCCGCCGGGGGGCGACAGAGGGGCACUUGAGGGAAUUUUGUGUAGUUGAUGAUGAACAACACUGUGGCUGUCUUGGCUCCUUCCAUGCCACCCGUCCACAACCGCUAGAGGGGGGGGAUUAAUUAUUUAUUCAUUUAUUAAUUAAAGAUGUUGUUCCAAUCAGAAAUAGCUGUCAAUAAAAUAAAUAUUCACUCUAUCAAAUUAGCUUCUGCCUUUGAAAUGAGUGAAAAAUCCCAUUAAUUCGUUCCCAAAAACAGAACAUGUGUACAUUGUUUUAAAUAAGAGAAUAACACUCUAUUAUAUUAUACUUUAUAAAACAAAUUAUUAACACGAUUCACCAGAAGGAGAUGAUAAACAAAUUGCGCAUUAUGAUUAAUUCAACUCCCUCUGUUGUGUGCAACUUGGCCACCAGUGGGCAGUAUAACACAAACACAAAGACAAAUCAUAACUACCAAAAUUAAAGAAACGGUUUAAAAUAUGUUUUUGGGGAGAACAUCAUUAUAUUUAGCUUACUAUUUUCACCAGUUUUCUCACUGACAUCUUCGGUCAUUUUGAAUAAAAAAACUCUCCAAUGAGUGUCUUUUUCCUCCCUUUCAUUUCAUACAUUAGCCGAGAUAACCUCCUGGAUGGUCAUUCCCAGCACAGCCUGAGAUCAUCGACUACGGAUACACUGAAGACAUUUCAAUGUUCUUCUGAGUCUGCUUCCCUUUUCAAAUGGAGGCGUUGCAGUGCGCCCAUCAUCCAUUAUCUGUAACUGCAUCAGAAGAUCGACAUCUUUGUUUUGAUGGCAUUUUUCACAAUCCAGAACCCUUAUAGCUUAAAAAAAUGAAGGUUAAACGACGUGUAUAGUCAAAUGGAAUUCCGUACUCUGAUCCUCCCAACUGAGAAGCAGGCGUGCAAACCACUCGUCCAUCAUGUUGACCUGCAGUAUUUGAAAAAGCCAUCUGUCCAUUUUCUGCACUUGUCUUUAUCGUAUUAAAAGGCUUUUCAUUUAAAAUAUAUAUAUAUGUUGUUGUUUCUUGUACAGCUUCUGGACCAG
This is a messenger RNA of Hippocampus zosterae (dwarf seahorse), 2092 nucleotides long. RefSeq lists its product as uncharacterized. The coding region runs from base 203 to 1102 and encodes 299 amino acids. NCBI's taxonomy places the organism in Eukaryota, Metazoa, Chordata, Actinopteri, Syngnathiformes, Syngnathidae. The transcript is spliced from 5 exons. The record is from RefSeq and is a predicted model, not a curated record.